GUUGAGUGCCCCUCGUUUUGAAUGCCGUCAAAUGACAGCACAAAUACUUGUAACACGCGUUUUCUAUCUGACCUUAAAUAAACGAGCUUGCGCUCCAUUCGGCCUCUUUUACCGCUGAACACCAAACGGGAAACAUCGAGUUUUUCUGCUCCGCAAACCUAUCCAAAUCACAACCCUCAUUUCUAAAUCCCGGUUGUUUUAAUUGGCGACGAAGGAGUGAAGAACUACGCGAGCGAUUUUUUUUCUUUCGGUGGUGUAUUUAAUCGAACAGUUUUUUUUAAUCAAUUUUUCCUUUGCGGGAUUGAAACGAUCGUCCUGUUCGGGUGUACACGCAUCGGGGAAGAAAUUUGCUAGCCAUUGUGUGCGAGUAGCGGCGGCACCAUUUUGUUUUCUACAAACCGACGCCGAGUGAGCAGCAGCAAAAAACCGAGGAUUCUGUCGGUGUGCCUGGAAGUGCGGUACCUGUUGGCCGGAGAUUCGCAUCGGAACGGUCGCAGCACGGCGAAUUCCGUGGUUCGGGCGGCAAGUGGCACGAUUUUGCGCGGCGUAUUCCGGUGGAUUUUGCUGAUUCGGUGCGGUGAAGGUUCUGCUUUUGCGGUGGUUUGGAGCGUCGGCAGUUCCGGCGGCAUUUUUGGGACAAAGGAGAGCGUUCGUUGGCGGCGGUGACCAGGCGAUUUGUUCUUGGACCGGGAGAAAGCAGCUUUGUGAGGCCAAAUCGCCACGGUGUAAUUCAGCUGUUUGAGCCGGUGCACAAACUUUUGCUUCGCUGAACGACGUUUUCCUGUGCUGGUGCACGGUGCGCACGACGAGUUUUAAAGGAGGUUAAGUUUGCUUGCUGGCAAAGGCCGGGUGCGAGAUCGGUGAGUAGCAAGCUUUUCUUUGAUUUGAUCCCUGGAUUUGCAGUAAUAGAGAUUUUUGUGUGUUUUCUUUUUAUUUUUUUUCUUUGGGAAAUUUGGAAUUUGAUUUUUUUUACCUGAUUUUUGAUAUCAAGACAUGGGUUCGAACGGGUUAGCUACCUCUAUUGAGAUGUUUAGGAAGGGUACGUCAUUUACGGACUGGUCAGAUCGACUGGCCUAUACCUUUCACGCAAAUCAAGUUGCGGCUGAUCGCCAAAAAUCGCAUUUCAUGACGAUUUGCGGACCGUUUCUUUUUUUCUCAAUUAAAGCUGCACUACAGCAAAGAUGAGCUGGAUAAAGCCUCUUAUGCUGAUAUUGUGUUAAAAUUGAAACAAAAAUUGGACAAAACGGAGCCGGACUUAGUCCAGCGCUUUCGUUUUAGUCAGCGAAACCAGCAACCUGAUGAAUCCAAUGAGGAUUUCGUGCAGGCGGUCAAGCUGCAGGCGGAAUUCUGUGGUUUUGGUGCGUUUAAGGACGUGGCCAUAAUGGACAGAGUUCUGGCGGGUCUUCUUGACGGGAAUUUGAAGGAGAAUUUGUUGAAGGAGGAGGGGUUGACUUUGGACAAGAUGGACAAGUUCAUCACAACAUGGAACAUAGCAAAACGUAACGUGAAUGCACUUAACAAUCAAAACUCUUGUGCUAAUUUUGGACAAUUUAACUACCCUCCACCUGAAAUGGUCAACCAAGUUCGAAGACCGGUGCACGAGAGGUUAGGUUCACAUCCCUACAACAAUAGACAACACUCAAACACACAUAACAACUAUUACAGAUCGGGCUUCAAUAGAAACAAUAAUAGAUACAACAACAAUAGAUCGGGUCAAAAUAAUCAUCAGCAUCGCGCACAAAAUACACAUAACACACAACGUUCAGUCAGAUUUCAAGGUGAUAACCGUAAUAACAAUCAAAGAAACACAAACACAAACAACAACAACAGAUUCAAUAAUCGAACUGAGAGGGUUAAGCCUGAUUAUUCUGAGACUGUUUGCGAUUAUUGUGGGAAACUGGGGCACAUUAAAAAGAGGUGCUUCACCUGGAAGAAUUUGCGUCGUGAUGCUGUGAAUUUCGUCGAGAUGGCGCGACCGGGAACCAGUGCUGAGAGGGAGCUGGCGGAUCUAUUGGGGCGUAUGAAUACGAGGGAGGAUCCGAAUGAGGAGACUUCGGAUGCUGAAAGCUACUCCGAGUGGAACCAAGGUGUCGGCUGGAAGCGCGGUGUGGCUAGCGCAUCGCGAUCAGCUUAAACCACAUUACCAGCAACAAGGCGAACGGCCGAACCUGAUGACGCCGUUCGAGAAGUCUACGCCGGACGCGGCAGUGGUGGAUUUGGACGUUGAGAUGCUGAAUUUAGACGAAGAUAUGUUGGGGGCCGGAUACGGCGGAAGCGGCUUGUUCCGGGGUUUCCCGGAAGCUGCAACGGCACGAUCCAGAAGCCGGAAGCGAGACGCAUCCGCGGCGGAAUUGCCGGCGGUCUGCCUUCGGCGCUCGAAGAGAAACAGGAAGCCUGUUUCGAACAGUGAAUUCAUUUAUGAUUAAUUAUACAUUAACAGAACACUUUGUUCUUUCAAAUUAAUACAAACAGUUGAAUUAGAUUUGUACUUGAUACAGUUUUCUUUAUAUCCAUUUAUUUGUUAUCAUUUAUCUAUGAGUUCGAUUAACUUUAGUUUUAAGCA
Molecule: messenger RNA, 2563 nt
Organism: Culex quinquefasciatus (southern house mosquito)
Lineage: Eukaryota; Metazoa; Arthropoda; Insecta; Diptera; Culicidae
Product: probable WRKY transcription factor protein 1
Exons: 3
Coding region: 2043-2426 (127 amino acids)
Molecular function (GO): zinc ion binding; nucleic acid binding
Source: RefSeq, a predicted model, not a curated record